Messenger RNA from Prorocentrum cordatum, 1152 nucleotides. The record is from the annotation of a GenBank genome assembly. Lineage: Eukaryota; Dinophyceae; Prorocentrales; Prorocentraceae.
GAGCAGGUCGCCGAGGCGCUGGCGCUGAGGCGCAAGGUGAAGGGCCACAGUGGCCCUCAGACGGGAGUCCCAGCGAGUCGUGACUGCGAUGUUCCCUGCCGAGGGCGGAGCCAACGCGCCAGGGGUGCUGGCCCAGCAGCGUGGAGAGUGAAGGCCGAGAACGACGGCCAGCACGCCAAGCCCGACCUCGGCUUCAAGGGCGCCCAGAAGGCUCUGCAGGCAUUGCUGCUGAAGUUCCUACUCCAGCUUGGCCAAUCCAAGCGCAACAUCGAGGGCGUAGUGCUCGACUGCCUGAUCGUCGACGGCACCAGUCAGGAGGACAUACAAACGGGCGCCCAAGGAUUGAAAUACAACGAAGCCGUCACCGCACCGGGCAAAGGCCAUGCGCACGGCCCCCCACACUUGUGGGUGUCCCGCGGCCUCCUCAUGGCACUACUUCACCGCAAAGACGUGGUAGGAACCGCCAGCGCCAAGAAGAUCGUGGAGAUGAAGCAGGUCAUAGAGACUUGGAACAUGGCCAAGCGGUGCGACAUGAUCAAAUCCUGCAAGAUGGACCGCUGCUACGACGUCAACAAGCGCAAACUCAUGCUCAACAUGCACCCACAUAUUCGUUAGUGCAUCAUCGACUUUAUGGUUCAGACGGGGGCGGAGUGGAAGCAGGGGUGUGCGCCAGUCAGCCGCAUGGAGCGCGAGCUGCAGGAUUCGCUGGGAGUUCUCAUGAAAGAGUAAGUCGGCUUCUUCAUGCUGCCACGCGCCCACUCAGUCCCCCAAGUGCGACGCAAACAGAUGGCAAGAAGGGUACAGUAGAAGAGCAGGGAAUUGGCGACAAUUGUUUGGUAAAGAGCUAUGGAGCGACGGAAGCGGCCCUUCAGCUUCCGGAUGAGACCUCGGCUCGGACUUCUCUUGUGGAUACGGGUGUUACAGUUCCGAGCCCAACCACGACUGCUCCAAGGACUUCGACGACGGCUGCGAGACCGUUUUCUCCUCCGGCUCCGAGGCCGACGACUUUGGGGCCACCCCCGCUGGCGCCGAGACCGACGGCAUCGACACUUCCCACCUCGACCCCAAGGCCGCCUCGUGCUUCGAGAUCUAGACCCCCCGAAUCUUUUGAGUGGACAGGUAGACGUUAGCAGGCCCCAGAUUCAGUAUGUG